This is a messenger RNA of Propithecus coquereli (Coquerel's sifaka), 3545 nucleotides long. RefSeq names its product polymerase (RNA) III (DNA directed) polypeptide B (gene POLR3B). Gene Ontology annotation, cellular component: RNA polymerase III complex. The record is from RefSeq and is a predicted model, not a curated record. The coding region runs from base 83 to 3229 and encodes 1048 amino acids. Gene Ontology annotation, biological process: DNA-templated transcription. The transcript has 27 exons. NCBI's taxonomy places the organism in Eukaryota, Metazoa, Chordata, Mammalia, Primates, Indriidae. Gene Ontology annotation, molecular function: DNA-directed RNA polymerase activity; ribonucleoside binding; DNA binding.
CCGCUCUCCACGAGUGCUGCAGCUUGCUUGGGGCAGCGAAGGCGGGCGUGGAGGGUCUGUUUUUUCGUCCGUCGUGAGCGGCAUGGACGUGCUUGCGGAGGAGUUUGGAAACCUAACCCCGGAGCAGCUGGCUGCGCCCAUCCCGACUGUAGAGGUGAGCUGGAGACUGGUAAACCCUGCUUACUGCAAAGUGAAAGGCCUUGUGAAACAGCAUAUAGACUCAUUUAACUAUUUCAUUAAUGUAGAGAUAAAGAAGAUAAUGAAAGCCAAUGAAAAGGUUACGAGUGAUGCUGACCCCAUGUGGUACUUAAAAUAUCUUAAUAUCUAUGUUGGGCUUCCUGAUGUUGAAGAAAGCUUCAAUGUAACUAGACCAGUGUCCCCUCAUGAGUGCCGUUUAAGGGACAUGACAUACUCUGCGCCCAUUACAGUCGAUAUUGAAUAUACCCGAGGCAGCCAGAGGAUCAUCCGCAAUGCCUUACCCAUUGGUGGCUACUUCAUCGUUAAAGGAGUAGAAAAAGUUAUUCUUAUCCAAGAGCAGCUGUCUAAGAACAGGAUCAUCGUGGAAGCUGAUAGAAAAGGGGCAGUUGGAGCUUCAGUUACCAGCUCUACCCAUGAGAAAAAAAGCAGAACCAAUAUGGCUGUGAAACAAGGACGAUUUUAUUUGAGGCAUAAUACCUUGUCAGAAGAUAUACCCAUUGUCAUCAUAUUUAAGGCCAUGGGUGUUGAGAGUGACCAGGAAAUUGUGCAGAUGAUUGGAACAGAGGAGCACGUGAUGGCUGCAUUUGGGCCCAGUUUGGAAGAGUGCCAGAAAGCUCAGAUUUUCACACAGAUGCAGGCAUUAAAAUAUAUAGGGAACAAAGUAAGAAGGCAAAGGAUGUGGGGAGGUGGACCAAAGAAAACCAAAAUAGAAGAAGCAAGAGAGCUCCUGGCUUCUACCAUUCUGACCCAUGUACCAGUUAAGGAAUUCAAUUUCCGAGCCAAAUGUAUCUAUACUGCAGUGAUGGUGCGAAGAGUAAUUUUGGCACAAGGAGAUAAUAAAGUCGACGACAGAGACUAUUAUGGUAACAAGCGAUUGGAAUUGGCAGGACAGGGAAACUGGUCUCUAAAGAGAUUUAAAAUGGACCGCCAAGGUGUGACCCAAGUGCUGUCUCGCUUGUCAUAUAUAUCCGCCCUGGGCAUGAUGACGAGAAUAUCUUCCCAGUUUGAAAAAACAAGAAAAGUGAGUGGUCCUCGCUCUCUCCAGCCAUCUCAGUGGGGAAUGCUUUGUCCUUCGGACACUCCUGAAGGAGAGGCAUGUGGUUUGGUUAAAAACUUGGCCCUUAUGACACACAUCACAACUGAUAUGGAAGAUGGACCCAUCGUAAAACUAGCCAGUAACCUAGGAGUAGAAGAUGUGAAUUUAUUAUGUGGGGAAGAACUUUCUUACCCAAAUGUGUUUCUCGUUUUUCUUAAUGGUAACAUCCUGGGUGUCAUUCGAGACCAUAAAAAGCUAGUGAAUACAUUUAGACUGAUGCGAAGAGCAGGAUAUAUCAAUGAAUUUGUUUCCAUUUCAACAAAUCUUACAGAUCGAUGUGUCUAUAUUUCUUCUGAUGGAGGAAGACUGUGCAGACCCUACAUAAUUGUCAAGAAACAGAAGCCAGCAGUCACAAAUAAGCAUAUGGAAGAGCUGGCCCAGGGAUACAGGAAUUUUGAAGAUUUCUUACAUGAGAGUCUGGUUGAAUAUUUAGAUGUGAAUGAAGAAAAUGAUUGUAACAUUGCACUCUAUGAACAUACAAUUAAUAAAGAUACCACCCACUUGGAGAUUGAACCUUUUACUCUUCUCGGCGUUUGCGCUGGCCUGAUCCCAUACCCUCAUCAUAACCAGUCCCCAAGAAACACAUACCAGUGUGCCAUGGGGAAACAAGCCAUGGGCACCAUUGGAUACAACCAGCGAAACAGAAUUGAUACUCUCAUGUAUCUACUAGCAUAUCCACAAAAACCCAUGGUUAAAACAAAAACCAUUGAAUUGAUAGAGUUUGAGAAAUUGCCAGCUGGACAGAAUGCGACAGUUGCUGUGAUGAGUUAUAGUGGCUAUGAUAUCGAAGAUGCUCUUGUUUUAAACAAAGCCUCCUUGGACAGAGGCUUUGGGCGUUGCCUUGUAUAUAAAAAUGCUAAAUGUACAUUGAAACGAUACACCAAUCAGACUUUUGAUAAAGUGAUGGGGCCUAUGUUGGAUGCUGCUACAAGGAAACCCAUCUGGCGACAUGAAAUUUUAGAUGCAGAUGGUAUUUGUUCUCCAGGUGAGAAAGUAGAAAACAAACAAGUGCUUGUAAAUAAGUCCAUGCCCACAGUGACUCAAAUUCCUUUGGAAGGAAGUAAUGUGCCACAGCAACCACAGUACAAAGAUGUGCCCAUAACCUACAAAGGAGCAACAGAUUCAUAUAUUGAAAAAGUAAUGAUAUCUUCAAAUGCUGAAGAUGCUUUUCUGAUCAAAAUGCUGCUGAGACAGACAAGGCGUCCAGAGAUUGGAGACAAAUUCAGCAGUCGUCACGGGCAAAAAGGUGUUUGUGGCUUGAUUGUCCCCCAGGAAGACAUGCCAUUUUGUGAUUCUGGCAUUUGUCCGGACAUCAUAAUGAACCCACACGGCUUCCCAUCUCGAAUGACGGUGGGGAAGUUAAUUGAGCUGCUGGCUGGCAAGGCCGGUGUGUUGGACGGCCGGUUCCACUAUGGCACUGCGUUUGGAGGGAGUAAAGUGAAGGAUGUGUGUGAAGACCUUGUUCGCCAUGGUUAUAACUACUUGGGAAAAGACUAUGUUACAUCUGGCAUCACAGGUGAGCCCUUAGAGGCAUACAUCUAUUUUGGCCCCGUGUACUAUCAGAAACUGAAACACAUGGUACUGGAUAAAAUGCACGCCCGCGCCCGGGGCCCACGAGCCGUCCUUACCAGGCAACCCACUGAAGGUCGAUCUCGUGAUGGUGGCUUGCGUCUUGGAGAAAUGGAACGUGACUGUUUAAUUGGUUAUGGAGCCAGUAUGCUUUUGCUAGAGAGACUAAUGAUUUCAAGUGAUGCCUUUGAGGUUGAUGUCUGUGGGCAGUGUGGACUUCUGGGGUAUUCCGGCUGGUGCCAUUACUGCAAGUCAUCAUGCCACGUGUCUUCCCUCCGCAUCCCGUAUGCCUGCAAGCUGCUCUUCCAGGAGCUGCAGUCUAUGAACAUCAUCCCCAGGUUAAAACUGUCUAAGUACAAUGAAUGAGGAUGGAAAAGAUGAUUAUUUAAAUAGAACAAGUGAUAUGUUCAAUGCAAUGGAAAGCAGAAGGGAUUGAGGACUACUACUCCUCUGAAUAAUUCCUUUGAGUGUUCUCUCAUUAAAACAACGAAAAAUUGAUGAAAGUCUUUUUAUGUGCUAGAAGACUGAGUAAACAACCUGGAUCAGUGAGCUUCCAGCCAUGGGAGAGAUGCCAACAAUAGGGACUUUAACGCAGUUUGAUUCACAGAUGUACAUGACCUGAAGGGUAAACUUUUAUUUAUGUUCUGAUACCUUGAAAUUUACUCAUUGGAAGAACUUACUC